Stylophora pistillata is the source of this 1071-nucleotide messenger RNA. Its product is annotated as coiled-coil domain-containing protein 28B. Lineage: Eukaryota; Metazoa; Cnidaria; Anthozoa; Scleractinia; Pocilloporidae. The record is from RefSeq and is a predicted model, not a curated record.
UUAUGGGAAUCUCAAUAGGGCGGCUUUGUAGACGAUCAAUUAGCAAACAUUCUUAACGCGAUUUUAUAGAAGAUACAUGGAUAAGAGUAUGGAAGGUCAAGGUAGCAGUAAAGCUAAACCAAGAGAGGCUAAAGAAAGUGAGAAGUCACAGGUUAAAGCCACUUCGAAAAUGCAAGAACAUUCUUUUUUAACAGACAGAACGGACGUGAAACAAAUGGAGAAAGGACUGUUAGAUCUUAUGCAUGAUUUCAAUCACGGCAAACUUUAUGCGUUUGGUAGGGACUGUACAAUCGAGAAGAUGGAUAAAGUACGCGAACUUCAGGAACAUUUGGCUCAACUUCACUUUGAACUUGAUAAUAUGACAGAGGGAUUUGGAGAUGAAGAGGAGCCAAGAAGCGGCGGCAAUCUAGAGAAAUUAAUGAAGAAUUUAGAGACUCUAAGUUCGACCGUUCAGAGCUUGCAUCAAGAAAGCUCUUCUUGAUAUGAACUGGAGAAUUAGGUGUAUCAUUAAAGACACAGUGAGAGCACAAAUUGGAGUGCUUCUUAGUACGUGCACAAAAGUGCACUUAGUAAUAAUAACAUUAUUUUGUUUGGUUGUUGGGCUUUCGAUCUACCCUGCGAGCAGAGCCUUUUUAAGCUCCUCGGAGGGUUAAAAAGAAGAAAAGAUGAAGAAAAGGCGCUGAUCACAGAGUACUUUUGAUCUGAACUUUCUUUUCAAUAUCUACUCCCAUCUGCGUUGACAAGAUAUUCUUAAGGGGGUUUACAAUCUAUUUUCAAAUUACAGUUUUCAAAGAAACAACAAAGGCCAAUUUUUGGGCAAAUUUUAAACCUUUACCAUUGAUUUAGGGUGAUAAAUUUAUGUAAUCAAGUAGAUACCAAAAUUGGGUGUACGAGACCCUGUUUGUCAGAGGGACUAGGAUUUUUCACUAAAAAUAUAGGUAGAAGGUAAUGAAUUGCAUUUAAAAAGAAUGUUGUGGUGAUGAAUAUUUAGGUACUAUAGCCAAGAACAGUAGUAAUUUAUACAGUAUCUUGUCAUUUGAUAUUGUAAUAAAUAAUGUUACUUUGUAUGGA